Messenger RNA from Ogataea philodendri, 2133 nucleotides. RefSeq lists its product as uncharacterized. The record is from RefSeq and is a predicted model, not a curated record. The coding region runs from base 1 to 2133 and encodes 710 amino acids. Gene Ontology annotation, cellular component: cytosol. The transcript has a single exon. Gene Ontology annotation, molecular function: transketolase activity. Gene Ontology annotation, biological process: pentose-phosphate shunt. NCBI's taxonomy places the organism in Eukaryota, Fungi, Ascomycota, Pichiomycetes, Pichiales, Pichiaceae.
AUGAGUAUGAGAAUUCCAAAAGCAGCGUCGAUCAACGACGAAGAACAUCAACGUGUUAUCAAGUACGGCCGUGCCCUUGUUCUGGACAUUGUCGAGCAAUAUGGAGGUGGCCAUCCCGGUUCCGCCAUGGGGGCCAUGGCUAUUGGUAUAGCUCUGUGGAAGUACACCAUGAAAUAUGCUCCCAACGACCCAGACUAUUUCAACAGAGACAGAUUUGUCCUGUCCAACGGUCAUGUUUGUCUGUUCCAGUACAUCUUCCAGCAUCUUUACGGUCUCAAGUCGAUGACCAUGGACCAAUUGAAGUCGUACCACUCCCACGACUUCCACUCUCUGUGUCCUGGUCACCCUGAGAUCGAGCACGAUGCCGUCGAAGUCACCACGGGUCCUUUGGGUCAAGGUAUCUCCAACUCUGUUGGUCUGGCCAUUGCAACCAAGAACCUCGCUGCCACCUACAACAAGCCUGGCUUCGACGUCAUCACCAACAGAGUCUUCUGUAUGGUUGGAGACGCUUGUCUACAGGAAGGUCCUGCUUUAGAGUCCAUCUCGUUGGCUGGCCACAUGGGAUUGAACAACCUGAUUGUCCUGUACGACAACAACCAGGUGUGCUGUGACGGAAGUGUUGACAUUGCCAACACCGAGGACAUCAGUGCCAAGUUCAAGGCCUGCAACUGGAACGUUAUCGAGGUCGAAAACGCUUCAGAGGACGUUGCUACCAUCGUCAAGGCUUUGGAGUACGCACAAGCCGAGAAACACAGACCAACCUUGAUCAACUGCAGAACUGUCAUCGGAACCGGCGCUGCUUUUGAAAACCACUGCGCUGCCCACGGAAGUGCUUUGGGUGAGGACGGAGUCAGAGAGCUCAAGGUCAAGUACGGAAUGAACCCUGCUCAGAAAUUCUACGUGCCAAGUGACGUUUACGACUUCUUCAAAGAGAAGCCAGCAGAGGGAGACAAGCUUGUUGCCGAAUGGAAAGACCUGGUUGCCAAGUACGUCAAGGAGUAUCCUCAAGAAGGUGCCGAGUUCCUGUCCAGAACCAGAGGAGAACUUCCAAAGAACUGGAAGUCGUUCCUUCCACAGCAGGAGUUCACUGGAGACGCUCCAACCAGAGCAGCUGCCAGAGAGUUGGUGAGAUCGUUCGGUAAGAACUGUUCUUCUGUGAUUGCUGGUUGUGCGGACCUGUCGGUGUCUGUGAAUCUGCAGUGGCCUGGUGUGAAAUACUUCAUGGACCCUACUCUGUCCACCCAGUGUGGUCUUGCUGGAGACUUCUCUGGUAGAUACAUUGAGUACGGUAUCAGAGAGCAUGCCAUGUGCGCCAUUGCCAACGGACUGGCUGCCUACAACAAGGGCACCUUCUUGCCAAUCACGUCCACGUUCUUUAUGUUCUACCUUUACGCUGCUCCAGCCAUCAGAAUGGCUGGCUUGCAACAGCUCAAGGCCAUCCACAUCGGAACUCACGACUCCAUCAACGAGGGAGAAAACGGACCAACCCAUCAGCCGGUGGAGUCUCCUGCCCUGUUCAGAGCCAUGCCUAACGUGUACUACAUGAGACCGGUCGACUCUGCAGAGGUGUUUGGUUUGUUUGAGAAAGCGGUGGAGCUCCCAUACACCUCUAUUCUGUCCCUUUCCAGAAACGAGGUUCUGCAAUACCCAGGCAAGUCCUGUGCCCAAAAGGUCAAGCGGGGAGGCUACAUUUUGGAAGAUGCCGAGAACGCCGACGUGCAGAUCAUCGGUGUGGGAGCAGAGAUGGAGUUUGCCUACAAGGCAGCCAAAAUCCUGGGCAGAAAAUACAAAGUGAGAGUGCUUUCUAUUCCAUGCACCAGACUAUUUGACGAGCAGUCGCUCGGAUACAGAAGAUCUGUGUUGAGAAAAGACGGUAAACAGGUUCCUACUAUUGUUGUUGACGGCCAUGUUGCGUUUGGUUGGGAGAGAUACGCCACUGCCUCGUACUGCAUGAACACUUACGGUAAGUCUCUGCCACCAGAAGUGAUUUACGAGUACUUUGGCUACAACCCAAGUGUGAUUGCCAAGAAGGUGGAGGCGUAUGUUAAGGCAUGCCAGAGAGACCCUCUGCUUUUGCACGACUUCUUGGACUUGAAGGAGAAGCCUAAGCACGAUAAAGUUAAUAAGUUAUAG